Molecule: messenger RNA, 2664 nt
Organism: Dama dama (fallow deer)
Lineage: Eukaryota; Metazoa; Chordata; Mammalia; Artiodactyla; Cervidae
Gene: PIF1
Product: PIF1 5'-to-3' DNA helicase
Exons: 13
Coding region: 141-2078 (645 amino acids)
Biological process (GO): telomere maintenance; DNA repair
Molecular function (GO): DNA helicase activity
Source: RefSeq, a predicted model, not a curated record
AAUUUAAAGCUCCUGCAGGUGAUAGGAUAAUUCUCUACUUCCAGAAUUUGAAAGUUUCCAGUGUGCAUCUUUUGCCUGCAGGCCGACGUUUCUCAACUGGUUCGUCCGAGUGCUGGCACAAACCUGCAGAGGCGGUGGCGAUGCUUCCGGGCACCCAGGCAGCGGCCGCAGAAUGCGAGGAUGGAGAACUGCGGUGCCGCGUGGCUGUGGAGGAGCUGAGCCCCGGUGGGCAGGCGCGAAGGCGCCAGUCCCUACGCACCGCGGAGCUGAGCCUGGGCCGUAACGAGCGCCGCGAGUUGAUGCUGAGGCUGCAGGCGCCCGGGCCCGCUGGGCGGCCGCGCUGCUUCCCUGUGCGCGCCGCGCGCCUCUUCACCCGCUUCGCUGCCGCCGGGCGCAGCACUCUGCGGCUCGCCGCCGACAGCACUCCCCGGGCCAGCGCGGUCCAGCUGCUGCUCUCGGAUUGCCCCCCAGACCGCCUGCGCCGCUUCUUGCGUACGCUGCGCCUCAAGCUGGCGGCGGCCCCGGGUCCCGGGCCGGCCUCCGCCCGCACGCAGCUGCUUGGCCCGCGGCCCCGCGACUUCGUCGGCAUCAGCCCCGUGCAGCCCGAGGAGUUGCGGCGCGUGGCGGCCACCCGGGUCACAGAUACCACGCCGGUGAAGCGGCCCACGGAACCUCGGGCGGGAGCCAAGCCCAGCACAGAAGUCACAAGGUGGCCCCUGCCUGUGAAGAGGCUGAGAUUGCCCCCCACCAAACCAGAGCUUUCCAAGGAACAGGCUGCUGUCCUGAGGGCUGUCCUGAAAGGCCAGAGCAUUUUCUUCACUGGGAGUGCAGGGACGGGUAAGUCUUAUCUGCUGAAGCGUAUCCUGGGCUCACUACCUCCCACGGGCACUGUGGCCACUGCCAGCACUGGGGUGGCAGCCUGCCACAUCGGGGGUACUACCCUCCAUGCCUUUGCAGUGUCCCUCACAGGCAUUGGCUCAGGCCAGGCUCCCCUGGCCCAGUGUGUGGCCCUGGCCCAGCGGCCCGGUGUGCGGCAGGGUUGGCUGAACUGCCAGCGGCUAGUCAUUGAUGAGAUCUCCAUGGUGGAAGCGGACCUGUUUGACAAGCUGGAGGCCGUGGCCAGAGCUGUCCGGCAGCAGAAUAAGCCAUUCGGAGGGAUCCAGCUCAUCAUCUGUGGGGACUUCCUGCAGUUGCCACCUGUAACCAAGGGAUCCCAGCUCCCGCAGUUCUGCUUCCAGGCCAAGAGCUGGAGGAGGUGUGUCCCAGUGACCCUGGAACUGACUGAGGUGUGGAGGCAAACGGACAAGACCUUCAUCUCUCUGCUGCAAGCUGUGCGGCUGGGCAGGUGCUCAGAUGAAGUCACCCGCCAGCUCCGGGCCACAGCUGCCCACAAGGUAGGGCGAGAUGGGAUUGUGGCCACAAGGCUCUGCACCCACCAGGAUGAUGUGGCCCUUACCAAUGAGAGGCAGCUGCAGGAACUGCCAGGUGAAGUACACAGCUUUGAGGCCAUGGACAGUGACCCUGAGCAAGCCCGGACCCUGGAUGCCCAGUGUCCUGUUAGCCAGCUCCUUCAGCUAAAGCUGGGGGCCCAGGUGAUGCUGGUGAAGAACUUGGCAGUGUCUCGGGGCCUGGUGAAUGGUGCCCGAGGGGUGGUAGUCGGGUUCGAGGCCGAGGGGAGAGGGCUGCCCCAGGUCCGGUUCCUGUGUGGAGUCACCGAGGUCAUCCGUGCUGACCGCUGGACGGUGCAGACCACGGGGGGCCAUCUCCUCAGCCGGCAGCAGCUGCCCCUGCAGCUGGCCUGGGCCAUUUCCAUUCACAAGAGCCAGGGCAUGUCCCUGGAUUGUGUGGAGAUGUCUCUGGGCCGUGUGUUUGCCAGCGGCCAGGCCUAUGUGGCCCUUUCCCGGGCCCGCAGCCUGCAGGGCCUCCGUGUGUUGGACUUUGACCCCAUGGUGGUUCGCUGUGACCCGCGCGUACUGAGCUUCUAUGCUACCCUGCGGCAGAAUGGGGCCCUCAGCCUGGAGUCCCCAGAUGAUGAGGAGGGAACCUCAGACCAGGAGAACGUGGACCCGAACCUUUGAUCUGCGAAGAGAAGACAAAGGGUGGUUUCCCCUCCUCUUGCUCCCUAGGGAGCCAGGCCCUGGGGGAUCCCAGGGGGAGGGUGGUCAGUGUCCCUUUCCUCCUUUGUCGGUGGCUCUCAGUCUCCGGCCAGCUUUCCAUCCAUUUGCCAGCUGUGCCUCAGUUUCUCCCUUUGCCCUGGGUGAGCUACUUCCAGGGUGAGGGGUUGGCAAGGGGCCUGCAGUGGUAGCUGGUGAUACAGGACAGAGCUCUCUGCGAGCGGCCAGCCACAGGGCCACACAGUUGUGGGCGCUGCUCCCUGUGAGCUACAGAGAGGAGAGGCAGCAGGUGCUCCAAGAGGAGGAACAGGACGUAGGGGUCCUAGCAGGGGACUCAGAUCCGAAGCAGAGAAGGGAACCUGGGGAGAGUCUUCAUAGCCAGAUCCAGUCCUGCAUAAGCCAGGGCAAACACUCUCCUGAGCCUAACUUGAGAACACGCGCUGCAAAAAUAUGCAUCUAUAUCUUAAGCUGCUCUUUUGGGAAAGACAUCGUGGGAGUAUGGAUAUUCUCCGACUUUAUUUAUUUAGGACAAAUAAACUGGUAAACUGUG